Siniperca chuatsi (mandarin fish) is the source of this 2035-nucleotide messenger RNA. RefSeq names its product monoacylglycerol O-acyltransferase 3a (gene mogat3a). Gene Ontology annotation, cellular component: endoplasmic reticulum membrane. The coding region runs from base 277 to 1284 and encodes 335 amino acids. Gene Ontology annotation, molecular function: diacylglycerol O-acyltransferase activity. NCBI's taxonomy places the organism in Eukaryota, Metazoa, Chordata, Actinopteri, Centrarchiformes, Sinipercidae. Gene Ontology annotation, biological process: triglyceride biosynthetic process. The record is from RefSeq and is a predicted model, not a curated record. The transcript is spliced from 9 exons.
CGCGUGCGCAGUAGUGGAGCGAGGAGGAGUGUGUUUGUUAAGUUUGAGGGAAGUCGAGUCAGAGUGAGAAAAGUUUUAUUAGUUUCUAUUUAAUUAACAAAGAAAUAUUCUUUAUUUUCUGCUCAGAGACAGACAGAGAGACAGACAGGCAGAGAGAGAGACAGGUAAAGAGAGAGAGACAGAAACACACUGAAGGAGAGAGAAGCUCCGACAUCCAGUUGAAGACACCGGGAGGUCGCAGCGCUCCAAGCCGGGCCAAGGAGCGCGACCGCCGGCAUGAAGAUCGAGUUCGCCCCGCUGAACGUCCCGCUGCAGAGGAGACUGCAGACCGCCGCCACGCUGCAGUGGGUCUUCUCCUUCCUGGCUCUAGCUCAGUGCUGUCUUGCUGCCUUCGUCCUCCUGGCCCUCUCUGAUUGGUGGAUGGUGGCCCUGCUGUAUGCUGGUUGGCUAUGGUUGGACUGGGACACGCCCACCAGCGGGGGUCGGAGGUCACAGUGGGUCAGGACCUGGAGCGUCUGGGACUACUUCAGGGACUACUUCCCUCUAACGCUGGUUAAAACUGCCGAUCUGGAUCCAAAGAAAAACUACAUUUUUGGAUUUCAUCCACAUGGUGUGCUGGUAGCAGGGGGGUUUGGGAACUUCUGUACGGAGGCGACAGGUUUUUCUCGUCUGUUUCCUGGACUGAAGCCUCACCUGCUGAUGCUGCCGUUCUGGUUCAGAGUCCCGCUCUUCAGAGACUAUAUCAUGUGUGGAGGCCUGGUGUCGAGCUGUAAGUCCAGCCUGUCGUACCUGGUCAGUCGUCCUGAAGGAGGUAAUGUCGCUGUCAUUGCGGUGGGCGGAGCUCCGGAGGCUCUGGACGCUCGACCGGGAGCUUUAACACUACAGGUCCGAAACAGGAAAGGCUUCAUCAAACUGGCUCUCAAACACGGAGCUCAGCUGGUUCCAGUCUUUUCUUUUGGAGAGAACGAGUUGUUUGAUCAGAUGGAGAAUCCCACCGGCUCUCCUCUGAGGAAGCUGCAGAACCGGCUGCAGAGCAUCAUGGGAGUCGCGAUGCCUCUGUUCCACGCCAGAGGAGUUUUCCAGUACAGCUUCGGACUGAUGCCCUACAGGAAGCCCAUCCACACCGUCGUGGGGAAGCCGAUCUCGGUCGUCCAGACUCCGAGUCCCAGCAGUGAGGACAUCGAGUGUCUUCAUGAAGUUUACCUGCAGAGUCUGACUGAACUGUUCGAGCAGCACAAACACACCUACGGCCUCAACGAACACCAGCACCUGACCUUCAUAUGACCUUUAUACAAACACCUGACCUUCAUAUGACCUUUAUACAAACACCUGACCUUCAUAUGACCUUUAAAUAAACACCUGACCUACAUAUGACCUUUAUAUAAACACCUGACUGCCAUAUGACCUUUAUACAAACACCUGACCUUCAUAUGACCUUUAAAUAAACACCUGACCUUCAUAUGACCUUUAUACAAACACCUGACCGCCAUAUGACCUUUAUAUAAAUAAAUAUGACCUGUUUAUAACCUACAGGUCACCUACCUGAGCUGUUCCUGCUGUGAACGUUAAACUGUCAAACAGUCGGAUUUAAUUUUCUACUGAACAGCACCAUGCUAACACUACUUUGACAUCGAGCCCAUUGAUUUGACUGGGAAAUGCUAACACUGCUAGCAGAGCUCAUUAAUUUGAAUGGGAAUUGUUAUUACUGUUAGCAGAGCGCCUUGGUUUGACUGAAGAACGCUACCAUUGCUAGCAACUCCUAUGGAUGUAAAUGGAGCAUGCUAACAGUGCUAGCAGGGCUCAUUGGUUUGUAUAAGGAAUGCUAACAGUGCUAGCAGGGACUAUAGAUUUAAAUGGGGAAUGCUAACAGAGUUUUCACGGUGCGUUUAAGAGCGAUGUAAAGAUGAGUGUUUGUUCUGUGGAAUAAAGUGACAUCACUUGAUGAUGUAACAGAUGAUUGACAGGUGGGUCAUACAGAGGUCUGGUGUGACAUCACAGUGACAUUAAAAGAUCCGGAGGAGAUGGUGCAGUCUGA